AUGUCAAAAACUAUUAGAUCCGUCCGAUCAGCAAAACCGAGGAAUGCCUACAAUGUCGUCCUUGAGCGUGUUCUUGGGUUUACCGCGAUAAAUAAUUGCUCCAUCGCACUAGAUACAAAGAAUUCCACUGUAUUCUACACCGCGGGCUGUGUAGUUGUUGGCGAAUCCUGCAUAUCUAAUUUUCAAUUCAUCGUUCAGAGUCCAUCAAGAAAAUCCCUGACCUGUUUGGAUGUUAGCUCGGAUGGUAAAUAUAUAAUCACUGGCGAGUCCGGACAUCAACCAAUGGUGCGUGUUUGGAGUCGCACAGAUGGACAUCAGUUGGGUGCUUUGGCCAGUCAUCAUUUUCGCAUUAGCUCUGUUCGCUUCAGCCCAGGUCCCGCCACUUACAUCGUAUCAGUUGGAUGUCAGGAGGAUCAAACCAUCUGUGUCUGGGAUCGAACUCAAUUUCAAAAAGUCGCCUGCGCCAAGGUCUCGGCCAAGGCAAGUUCAAAACUUGAAUUUCUUUCCUUGCCUCGGAAUGUCAACGCCGUGGCAUUUGCCAAUGAUGGAGAGUACUUUGUCACCGUUGGAAUUCGACAUGUUCGAUUCUGGUAUCUGGAGGAGAAGAAGCGAUCCAAGGUAAAAGAAACCCAACCACUGAAGGGGAGGAAUGCAGUACUCGGAGAUAUACUCCACAACACCUUCACAGAUGUCUGCUGUUGCCUGGAUCCAGGCGAGUCUGGGGGUGUGCCGCAAAUUCUCACUUUGGUUCUCUCGCAGGCUGGCCAACUACUCCAAAUCAACUCCUCUCGUUGCGUCACCAAAUGGGUUGAUCUCAAGGUAACAAGCGCAGCAUGUUUGGCUUUAAGUAGGCAGGUGGUGGCUGUCGGCUGUGCUUCCGGUGUGUGCCUCCUCUUUUCGGCUGUCACCUUGCGAUUCAUCACCCGAGUCCCCCUACCCCAUCCCCUCGGCACUUCUAUAGCCAGUUCGAAAAUUGGGACACCCUUUUUAGCCGCCGGUUCAGGAGAUGAAGUGUCUUUUGCUGAGGUGGCGGCUAUAAAAUUCGACCUUACUAAUGGUCUUCUCAUCUGUAUGUAUGCUGAUCAUAGUCUCUACUGCUGGGACGUGUCGAAUCUGAAAUCCAUCACUCGACGCUUCGCGCAUUUUUAUCACAGUCGAGCUGUGUGCGGUGGUUCGAUAACCUCCACUUCCUCCGUCACAUCAACAUUACCUUCCACUCCUGACGAGACGGAUCUGGGUCGAUGGGCUCCUGCUGCAGACCCUGCCGUGUCUCCCCCUCACGUGGAACACUUCGCCACGUGUUCAGAUGAUGAUACAGUCCGCAUAUGGGCCUUUCCUGUCAAUCGAUCCACUUUCAAAGGCGUCGAACUAUUUCCUGAUGGCAUGUAUUCUCUAUACAGAUUCAAAAUACACGAAUCUUUGCUCCGACGAACGAGGCACGAUGCAGACGGUUUUGGACCAAGUUACUUCGGUCAAGGAAGUACGCUGAAUUGCUCAGCUCCAGGAAGUCCCUCGCCGUUGCGUCAGGCUUCGAGUUGUCGAUGGAGUAGUAAUGCGAAUAUAGCUUUUCAUCAAAAUGGAGCUGGCUAUGGUUUGCGAUCAUUGGCCAUCUCUCCUCGUGCUCGUCAUCUUGCAGUUGGCAAUCGGUCUGGUCAACUCAUGAUCUACGAUUUCAACACCUUCAAGUUGCUGCACAGCAUCCGAGCUCAUGACGCGGAGAUUCUCUCCAUCACCUACUUUGAGUCGAAACUGAUACCGGGCAUGUCUCUGUUGUGCACCUCCUCGAGGGAUCGUGUCAUUCACGUUUUUGCACCACAACAGGACUAUUCUCGUGUACAGACACUGGCAGAUCAUUCUGGAGUUGUCAACUCGGCUCUCUUCUAUGAGUGCGAGGAAAACCGCUGUAUUUACCUCAUCUCCUGUGGUGCUGAUCGAUCGCUCCUCUUUCGGGUUCUAAGUACUGACCCUGAGAGCCAGACUGCACGCUUCGUGAUAGAGCACCACGUUUCGGUGACGCAUUCCUAUUCCUGCGCUACAGUCGUUGGACCAUCAAUCCUCUCUCCACCCUCCCCCGCAGGAGGUGUUUCACGAGUCAGGACUCGAGCCAGACACUACCUCGCUGUGGCCUGUCAGGGUCGCCAGUUGCGUCUAUACCAAAUCACUAAGGCUAGGCAACUAUUUCACUAUCGGGCCAGCACUUCCGAGGACGGAUCGCCUGUCUGUUGUGCGACGGAUCCUACUAGUACUCUAAUCGCUACUGCAGGUAAUCUUGUCGUUGAAUUGUUUCUACGAAAUCCUCUGUAUGUUCUCUCGUGUGUUAUUUACCGUGAUGUGGACGUUCGCAUGUCAUAUUGGAUGGAAGUAAUGAGAUCGAAAAAAUCUUUGUUACCUAAGGCGAAUGCUGAGAACGGAGUUUGUAAAUCAAUAAUCAAUGCUAAGCGCUCAUACCUGCAGAACGUAAUUGAACAACUUGGCUUUCGUUCAGACAAGCAGAUUAAUCUCUUUCACCUCUUCACCGGUGAGCAUGUGACCACACUCUACGGUCACGCAGACAUUGUUAUGGGUCUUAUCUUCCUGCCCGAUUUACGACACCUUGUGAGUCUCUCUUGCGACUCUUGUAUCUUCAUUUGGCGUCUGCCACCCGAACUCACCGCUCUGAUGCAGGAUAGACAACAGCGAAUUGCUGCUGCCCUUGCGAACACGCUUCCCGUGGAAACGUCUUCUCUUGAAUCGCCUUCAUUACUUAAUGGAUCACCCAUUUCGUCUUCAAAUGGCCUGGAGAGCAAGAGUUUGGUGGAAAGUACAGAAUUCUGUUCCAACGAAGCUGGUCUUCCAUCUUGGGCUCGAGAAAAACUACGAUUCCGCCUCGUGACCCAGAUGUACGACGUCGGUGACCUCAAUCGAGUUGCAGCAGAGGCUGCAAAAUCCUCACGCUAUGUCCUGUUUUCUUUGCAGCAGCAUCCCAAUUCGGACACUGAACCGUCUAGGCAUAAACGCACCACUCCAGGUAGAACAGCCAAGCGUUCGCUGACAACCGACCUUACUAAACCCGCCACCAAAGCUGCUAUGGCCGCGAUGCCACACGUCUCUCGAUCCAACAGCGACCUAAAGCGCACCCUCCUUGCUUCCAGGCGCCUUCGCAACUACACUGUGAGCAAUGGACCCUCAGAAUAUUUGAGUAGGGGUGGGAGCCUCUCACGUCUCUCCUCAGCAAGCAGAGGACGUCGGGAUGGCGUUGGUGUGGAAUCAGAUGUUGAAGGAAUUCUGAAUAGAAGUCCCUCUCCCAAGAUGGCUUCCAGUGCCAUCUUUCCUCGUUGGGCCUCCAGCGUGGUAGAUGUCAACGAGGAGAGCCCUUUUGAACCUCCACCUGUCGAUAGAAAUAAUCAGUCACCCGAUCUCAUUGAGACAAAUCUCUCUCUAACCACUAGUCUCUCUACUGAUAUCCUUUCGAACAUUGACGAUCUUCCUCCAAUUAAACAUCACAGUAAUAAUGGCUUAAUGAGUCGUUCUCAAAUUGACGAUUACUGUCCCAAACUCAGUCGCGUAGAGGAGCUGUAUGAUAAUGAGAUGGACCUGCUAACGCAUGAGAGUGCACCGCAAAAGCGACCAAAUGCACUGACCAUUCGGGGGAAGACCUCGGCUAGAGCGAGCUGGUUGGAGCCGGAUGCUGAAGGAAUCGCAACGGCUAGAAAUCAGGAAGAUGAUUUGCCACUUACGGGAGAACCAAUGGUAUUUCGUCGUCCUCACAGCACUAUGACUCAUUCUCGCUCCUCUGAAGACAGCUUAGUCAAUCCUGUCUCCUCAACUUCUGAAUCUGUCUCUACACUAAGUCUCCUCUACAGUGUACGUGAAGCUCUAGACGCUGCUGUAGAACAGCUGGCAACGACAGAUGACGAGGCGAUCAGCGACAGUCGAGAGUUCUUUCGAACACACUUGGAAUGGCGUGUCAGUCGGCUGCGGAAUAUCCUCCAAGUUGAACCCCCUCUCUCCUCUUCCAUUCAUUCUGGCAUCUCCUCCACUACCAUGGAACAGCAGCAGAAUGUUGAAGAGACAGCAGUGGUCAAUCAGCUCAUCGAACGCCUCAUGCCGAGUAUUCGAACUGCAAUGACUGAGACGCUGACUGCGACAGCAACUACUGAACAGGUUGCGGACAGGAGGUCUCUGAAGGUUUCUGCUGACCCUCUGCCUGCGGAGUAG
Molecule: messenger RNA, 4197 nt
Organism: Rodentolepis nana
Lineage: Eukaryota; Metazoa; Platyhelminthes; Cestoda; Cyclophyllidea; Hymenolepididae
Source: the annotation of a GenBank genome assembly